Molecule: messenger RNA, 1500 nt
Organism: Eleginops maclovinus (Patagonian blennie)
Lineage: Eukaryota; Metazoa; Chordata; Actinopteri; Perciformes; Eleginopidae
Product: complement C1q-like protein 2
Exons: 1
Coding region: 42-776 (244 amino acids)
Molecular function (GO): protein binding
Source: RefSeq, a predicted model, not a curated record
CAGACGCAGCAAUCAGGCUUUGUGUCGACGAGUGUGUUAAAAUGGAGCACAUAUUCCUCCUGUUGUUGUUGGUUUCCACAGGUCUGUGCGCUGGGAAUUACAGCCACCUGGGGACUGCAGGGAGCAUGGCCGUCUGUCAGCCUGACACCUGCGCCCUGCUCAGCGAGGUGGCAGCCAUGAGGGAGAGGCUAACAGCCGCCACGGAGACACAGAGCAGCCUACAGCAAAACCUGGGGAACAUGAUGCAGCAGAUGGCCACCGUGCAAGCCAACCUGCAGGCCUACAAAACCCAGGCGGCGGAUCUCAUAAAGAUAAACCAGGCCCAGGAUGAGAAGCUGAAGGCGCUCGCGGACUCUUCAUCUGCAACCACAGUGAAGAUGGCUUUCAGCGCCGCUCUAGGAAGCACAGCGGGUCCGUUUGAGAAAGACACACCGCUGCAGUAUCAGAGGAUCCUCUCCAACAUGGGCAGCGGCUACAACCCCGCUACGGGUAUCUUCACCGCCAUGGUCCGGGGGAUGUACUACUUCAGCUACACCAUGUACAACAACAACUCCGGGCAGCCCAACUCGGUGCUGUCCCUGAUGAUGAACAGCCAGAAGAUGGUGUCCACGUGGGACACUGAGGGCGACGACAGCCAGGACAGCGCCACCAACGCGGCGGUGGUGCAGCUGGAGGCCGGGGACAGCGUGUUCGUGCAGCUCUAUGCAAACAGAGUCCUCUACGACGACGGCUACUACUACAACACCUUCAGCGGCUUCAUGCUCUUCACCAUGUGAGGCGUUAUUUGAUGGACGAUAAGUAAAUUAUGCGAGAGGACAGGUGGCUAAUUUGUCCAAAUAUAUUGUAAAAUCUUGUUUGUAAAUUUAAUUUUGGAUGAUUUGAUGACUUAAAUGCCCAUACGUGUAGAAAGAAGAAAAGUUCUCAUGACCUGAUUUAAAUGUGUAGUGGUUGAAACUUACCAAAGAGAUUGGGUGAGUCUUCAACUUUGUCCAUGGUAUCUGUGGAGGAAAACAGAGGAGUGGCUCAGCUUUUCAGCCUCUCAGUAUUCUGAUCCGUACAGCAAGCAUGUGCUCUCAAAAUGAUAAGCUAAAAUACCAUUUAAUGGUUUGUAAAAUCUUGUGUAAUGCAACCGAAGGGCACAGAAUAAACUUGUGGCAAAAACAGCAGGAAAGGUAGCUCGGAGAUGAAGGGAAAAAAAGGAAAUCAAUGAGAGCAGACUUCCAUUAAUCCUCAGCAUGCAGCCUCAUGAUUCCUGGUCAUGUCAAAUUAUAUAGCAGGAGAGAUUAAAUGCUUCUGUUCACUUGCAGAGUUUUCGACUCGUUCUCUGAGAUGUCGUGAAUCAAGAAUCAAAGAUUUGCUGCUGUAAUUGAAUUAGAGACGCAUUAUAUUGAGCUUUCCUCUGUUGUAGAAAUGCUAGUAGGGUGUAUGCGGAACCAUUUAAUACAGUUUAUAUCGGUGUAUGUAUUUAUCAAUCAUGAAUAAAGCAACUAUUGAUUUAAA